This is a messenger RNA of Cordyceps militaris CM01, 2628 nucleotides long. RefSeq lists its product as uncharacterized. The record is from RefSeq and is a predicted model, not a curated record. Gene Ontology annotation, cellular component: nucleus. Gene Ontology annotation, biological process: regulation of transcription by RNA polymerase II. NCBI's taxonomy places the organism in Eukaryota, Fungi, Ascomycota, Sordariomycetes, Hypocreales, Cordycipitaceae. The transcript has 3 exons. The coding region runs from base 1 to 2628 and encodes 875 amino acids.
AUGGAGGCAAUAUUUGCCUUCGUCUCGCAAUUCUGCAAUUUCCUUGUCGAUAUUAUCUUGUCAGCGCCAUCCGACCAAUCUCUGUCGGCAGUUUCUUGCGCAUCCCAUUGUAAAUACAGCGCACACACCCCCUGGAGCCCCGCUCGACUCUCGCACACCCUUCCAUCCGGCCUCUGUUUGUUCCCAGACCUCCUCACACACACACGCCACCCCGGCAAGGACGCACGCACACACACCACAGGGCACACACCACACACCUCGGCCACUACCUCGCUUGCUCUCUUCUACUUCUGCUUCUUCCCUGCUCACUCUCUCACACUCAACUUUUCUCUCUUGCUCCCUCUCGACCUUUGCACACAGCCUGCUUUGUCUCUCCAUAUUACCCUUGCGAGCCCCCUCGAUCGUCGAGCCUGGGCCUCGCCUUGCUUUCUGUUCUUGCCCGUUGCUUGCCCGUUUGCCCGCUCGCUCACUCGCUCACUCGCUCACUCGCAUCUCUUUCGUUCACGCCAGCCCUCGUUCUCUCACCUAAGCAGCCUCGCCAUUGCGCUUUCAACUGUUCGCUCUACUCUGCGCCUCUCUUCUCUGUUCCUACCGGGAAUUGCGCCGGACUCAUUAUCGGCGACUCUUUCGCAACCUCUUUGUGUGCCAACUUCGCAUCACGACCUACCCGACCUCGUUCCGCCGCCAUCUACAGCUCAGCCCAUCGCUUGUACCAACCAAUACUCAACCAUCAAUGCCGAGGUGACUGUAUUCGAAGCCGCAAUGGAUCAGUCGCACAAUCACCAGCUCCACGGGCACUCCUCCCCACCACUGCCAGGGCAGCAACAGCAACAGCACGACUCUCAGCUCGACCCGCGCGCCCAGGACGUUCUCGCUGAAGCUCGAAAGAACCUCCAGGUUCUCAUCGACUCGGGUAUUUCCAAGGACCUGCUUCACCAGUGGGUCGAAGACAGCCCUCCUCUACAACUUAGCUUUCCUAUCCAAACCACGCUCGCCGCCACUCAGCAGCCGAACGUCCUUCAAGUUCCUCCUCAACCUCAGGGGCCCCCGCCGCCGCCGCCUUCGCGCUCGCCGUCUACUCUUCCUUCGCAUAGCUCCUUUUCCUCGAAUACCAGCGCGUCUUCUCCCUCGACGGCCUCAUCGACGCCCACCCCCACCGGCGGUGUCCACACUGAGAUCAAGACUGAACCCAGACACGACACAGCGACUCCGACAUGGAAUCCCGCCAUCCAUGGCUCUUCUGCCGCAGGCCAGUACAUGACCAUCCCGGAGCAACCCGAUACCAACGUCUUCCUGCCGCCCUCGUACCCCUACGCACACCGCACUAGGAUAUCCGUUUCAUCCACUAGCUCUGGUUCCUCCGGCCACGCUUCGCUCUGGUCUGUUAAUUCAGCACGCUCCUCCAUGUCCUGGCAGUCCGGUACCAGCAACCGCUCCAUGGCCCCCCCUCUCACCUCGGCCAGCGGCGCUCCAGUCAUCAAUGGCUCUCAAGUGACGCCCUCGAGCGGUAACAAGCAAAACGUGUACUGGUGUACCUCGUGCGAGACCAGCUUCAAGCGCAAAUAUGACUGGAAGCGACAUGAAGAUGAAUUCCAUGAGCGCUGGCGCAAGUAUCCUUGCCCAGAGCCAGGCUGCAACCGCAGCUUCUGGGGCUCCAACUCGUUCAACCAACACCACAAGCAGUGUCACGGAUGUAAAACGUGCCCUCAUGCCGAAAAAGUGGUCAAGUUUCUGCGAAAGCGCAAGUACUGGGCCUGCGGCUUUUGCUCCGCUCUUCACCCUGCCCGCGAGCGUCACGUCGAACACGUUGCCCGACACUUCGAAUCCGGUCUCGGCAAAAACGACUGGAUGCACUCGCGCGUUGUCUACGGCCUUCUUCAUCAACCACUAAUCCACACCGCCUGGGACACGUUAGUUGCGGAGAAGCACACCUCUUAUGGCGGCAGGCGCCCGCAGUUCAGUUGGCACCCCAGCAAGACUGGCCGAGCCCAGGGCUUCCUAGAGAAAGAGAGCCCAGGGCAGUUGCAAGAUUUGCUAGAGUUCUUCUCCGGCGAUGAGGUCGAGGCUCAGUGGAUCGUAUCGGUCGCGUACGACCUAGCAGAUGUUGUCAUGACCAACAACGGGAAUCUGCAGUCUCCCAAUCCUCCACCGUCUCAGCAGGUGACUGGGUCUCAGCAACAACAGCAGUUUUCCCAAGACAGCUCCUUUGGCCAGAUGCGACCACCGUCACUGCUUCCGUCUAGCACCACCAGUGAUCAAGCUUCAUUUGGCACGCCCCAGUUCCGAACACCAACCGUGUUUCCUGCCACACAACAAUUCCAGAUUCCUCGUCAAUCACCAGACUCGUCGUCUAACUCGCCUCUCACCAUGUCUCCUCCCGUACUCACGUCGCAAACCAACAACUACGAGAAGCGCGAGCUUCCUCCGCCACCGCCACCACCCGGCAACGGCGAUGUCAUGAUGGACUUUGAGUACUCCCCCGCCCCAGGUGGCUUCGGUGACUGGGCCUCGAUGACCAACUCCAUGCUCGCAAGCACACCCUCACAGUCGGGACAAACCCCUACACCACAAGCUGGUGACUGGGGCAUGAUGGGCUACUUUCCCGAUCCCCGCGUCACAUCUGCUUAA